CAAUAAACCCUCCAAAAUAUUACAACGACCUGAGACGGGUAGUUACUCAUUGUCAACCCCCACCCCACCCCACGUCCAGUCCAAGAAUUUGCAGCUCAUUCUGUUAGAAACUUUUGUUCUCAUAUUUUUGUGCUGGGAUUUCUCACUGUAUUCCCUUUAGAAUCAUUGUUUUUUCAAUAUGAAGAAGGAGAACGUCAGAAACCACCACCAGCAAACCGAGAGAAAUUGGGCUGAAAUAUUGUGUUUCGGUUGCGCGUGCCUACAGCUCUCGUGGCGGCGUGUGGUGGUGCGGAAGUGGUUCAACAUCGCCAACAGCAACUCCGAUUACUCUGCCGAUACCGACUCCGACUCCGAUUCGGACACAGAAAUUUGUGAUUGGUUGAGAGAGUCGCGGUUUAAGAAUGAAAAACCAGAUGGAGUUCAGGUUGAUGCUGAUGAUGCUCUUCCCAGGCUAAGACGACGAAAUUCAGAGACAUUUAGAGCUCAGUACAUUAACAAAAAGGAAAUCAGAAUAUGUGCUGCCACAUGGAAUGUUGGGGGAAGAGUUCCUCCUGAGGAUCUAGAUCUUGAUGGUUGGUUAGAUGUUGAUGAUCCUGCUGAUAUUUAUGUGAUUGGCUUGCAGGAGAUCAUACCAUUAAAUGCUGGCAAUAUAUUUGGAGCUGAAGAUAGCCGUCCAGUUUCAGUAUGGGAAAACAUAAUUCGUGAAAAUUUGAGCCAAGUUCCUCCAGCAACUAAGUUUAAAAGCUACAGUGAUCCUCCCUCUCCAUCAAGGUUUAAGCCAUCUGAAGAUGCCCCGGUCAUAGAAGAUGAAAUUUUACUUGAAUCUGACAGUGACAUUGAGGAGGAAAUCUACCCACUGAAUGAAGAAUCAAAUGGUUUUGGUGAUAUCAAGGAUGGACAGGUCAAAGGCGAAUAUUUUGUUUGUGCGGAUACAUCUUUCUCCAAUGACUAUCACAACUCAAGACCAGUAGAACAAGAUUUUCAGAGACAAUUCUCUUCUCCAAAAAAGCUGGCCAGAUUGAAUUGCUUAAGGACAGAUGAUGCUGAAGAAAAUGUGGAAGGCCCAAAUACCCAGCAUAUGAACAAAUUAACCAAGACGCUUAGUGGGACAGAAAGGAUAGGCUUAAGCUGGCCAGAGCCACCACUGCAUCUCUUACCUCAGCCUGUUACUGAGAGACCUAAUUCCUUUAAGUCCUUUAAAUCUUUCCAAGCUUCCAAAUCUUUCAAGACAUAUAGUUCUUUUAAAUAUAAUACGAUUACUGAAAAUAGAAUGCUAUCUGAUUUAGCUUCACUUGCGGAAGUUGACCUUGAAUCUCUAAUAAACCGGAAGAGAAGGCCCCCAUAUGUUAGGAUCGUAAGCAAACAAAUGGUUGGCAUCUUUAUUACCAUAUGGGUUCGCAGGAGCUUGCGGAGGCAUAUACAAAACUUGAACGUCUCCACUGUUGGUGUUGGUGUCAUGGGCUACAUAGGCAACAAGGGAUCAAUAUCAGUCAGCAUGUCGAUACAUCAGACACUCUUCUGUUUCGUUUGUACUCAUUUAACGUCGGGCGAGAAAGAGGCGGAUGCAAUCAAAAGAAAUGCGGAUGUGCAUGAAAUACACAGACGGACACGUUUUAAUUCACUUGCUGGAAUGGGGCUUCGUAAAAGCAUCUAUGACCAUGAGAGAAUAAUCUGGCUGGGUGACCUAAAUUAUCGAAUCAACUUACCUUACGAGCGGACAAGAGAACUGAUUUCCAAAAAGGAAUGGUCCAUGUUGGCUGAGCGGGAUCAGCUUAUAAAAGAGCUUAGAAAAGGCCGGGCAUUUGAUGGAUGGUCUGAAGGCACUUUGAGUUUCGCUCCAACUUACAAAUAUGAAUUGAACUCUGAGUCUUACUUUGGAGAGGAUCCGAGGGCUGGGAGGCGAACACCGGCAUGGUGUGACCGUGUUCUCUCCUAUGGGACAGGAAUGAGGUUGUUAAGCUAUAGGAGAUCUGAGCUUAAGCUAUCUGACCACCGCCCGGUCACUGCCUCGUACAUGGUUGAAGUUGAAGUAUUUUCACCUCGAAGAUUGCAACGGGCACUUACUUUUACUGAUGCUGAAAUUGAAGAACAGGAUAUUGUCACAGAAAUGGGGCUCGGUGGUGGAAUUGGCCGGUUGAGAUCGGGAGAGGAUGCUUCAUAUUGGGAGCGUUGAGGGAUUCGACUCACAAAAAUAUGCUGAGGAGGGUGUAAUGUAUUGGAAUUGGCUGUUACACAUCCAUUGUUUUCAUUCUUUAUGAUGGUUAGUUUGUAAAUGGGUUUUGGUGUGUGUAUAAAUGGUUUUCCGCAGUUAUAGUUUGUGAUGGGGUUGAGGUCUAGAGAAGUUAGUAUAGUGAAGUGGCCAUUGCUACUCUUUUUAGGUGGGAGAUACUGUCGGACUUAUGUAUUACUGUGUUUUUUUCUUCUUCUAUCUUUUCAUGUAUAGUCAACGAUCUUAUAUUACACAGUUUGAGGGGGUCCAACAUAUUUUUUCAUGUAAACUUUGUGUUGAAGAAGAAGUAUAUGAUCAUGGUAUUAUCGAUCUGGAAUUAUUACAUUUUUA
Sesamum indicum (sesame) is the source of this 2560-nucleotide messenger RNA. Its product is annotated as type IV inositol polyphosphate 5-phosphatase 3. NCBI's taxonomy places the organism in Eukaryota, Viridiplantae, Streptophyta, Magnoliopsida, Lamiales, Pedaliaceae. Gene Ontology annotation, biological process: phosphatidylinositol dephosphorylation. The record is from RefSeq and is a predicted model, not a curated record. Gene Ontology annotation, molecular function: inositol-polyphosphate 5-phosphatase activity; phosphatidylinositol-4,5-bisphosphate 5-phosphatase activity; phosphatidylinositol-3,4,5-trisphosphate 5-phosphatase activity.